CUGAGGAGACCCCGCGGCGGUAACCGUUUGAUUGACGUAGGGAAGAAAAAGACAAGAUCGGAUUACAAGAUGGCGGUCUCUGGAUGAGAGUGAAGAGGCCGUCGUAGUUGUUGUGUUUUCAACGGUGAAUUGUACAGUUAGCUAGCUAGAAAUCCGGCAUUCUGCGGGGAAAAUAAUAAUAAUCGUAAUAUGCUCGUGAAUUAGCUUUACGUUUUAGCACAUUGCAAAACAUGCGGGUAGAAACAAAGUUUGAAGUUCGGGGAUAAGAAAAUAGCUAGGCAACUAUUUGAAAUAGUGAACUAGUGGCUAGCUAACGUUAGAUUGUUAGCUUUUCCGCUCAAGGUAACCAUGUCGGAUACUCGGCGGCGUGUGAAAGUAUAUACGCUGAAUGAAGACCGACAGUGGGAUGAUAGGGGCACAGGACAUGUCUCGUCUACCUUUGUCGAACGACUGAAGGGAAUAUCAUUAUUAGUUCGGGCCGAAUCCGACGGCUCACUUCUUCUGGAGUCUAAAAUCAGCCCAAAUACUGCAUAUCAGAAACAACAAGACACCCUGAUUGUGUGGUCGGAAGCAGAGAACUAUGAUCUGGCCCUGAGUUUUCAGGAAAAAGCUGGCUGCGAUGAAAUCUGGGAAAAGAUAUGUCAGGUGCAAGGGAAAGACCCUGCGCUGGAGAUCACCCAGGACCCUAUCGAUGAGUCUGAGGAGGAGCGCUUCGAGGAGAUGCCAGAGACCAGCCACCUGGUGGAGCUGCCUCCAUGCGAGCUGGCCCGGCUGGAGGAGAUCGCUGACCUUGUGACCUCUGUCCUGUCCUCGCCCAUCCGCCGGGAGAAGCUGGCCCUGGCCCUUAUGAGCGAAGGCUAUAUGAAGAAGCUGCUGCAGCUCUUCCAGGUGUGCGAGGACCUCGACAACCGGGAGGGCUUACACCACCUGUAUGAGAUUGUACGUGGAGUGUUGUUCCUCAACAAGGCGGCUCUAUUCGAGGUCAUGUUCUCGGACGACUGUAUCAUGGAUGUGGUUGGCUGUCUGGAGUUUGAUCCGUCGCUGGUGCAGCCUAAAAAGCACCGGGAGUUCCUCACCAAGACGGCCAAGUUCAAGGAGGUAAUCCCCAUCACGGACUCAGAGCUGCGGCAAAAGAUCCACCAGACGUACCGGGUGCAGUACAUCCAGGACAUCAUCCUGCCCACACCUUCUGUCUUUGAGGAGAACUUCCUUUCCACCCUCACAUCCUUUAUUUUCUUCAACAAGGUGGAGAUAGUCAGCAUGCUGCAGGAGGAUGAGAAGUUCCUAACUGAAGUCUUUGCACAGCUAACGGAUGAAGCGACAGAAGACUGUAAAAGGCGGGAACUAGUGAACUUUUUCAAAGAAUUUUGUGCUUUUUCACAAACCUUGCAACCGCAAAAUAGAGAUGCUUUCUUCAAGACUCUGGCGAAUCUAGGCAUUCUUCCUGCUCUUGAAAUAGUCAUGGGUAUGGACGACUUGCAGGUGAGGGCUGCAGCCACAGAUAUCUUCUCCUAUCUGGUGGAGUUCAGCCCCUCCAUGGUCCGGGAGUUUGUUAUGCAGGAGCCACAGCAGACUGAUGAUGAUGUGCUGCUGAUCAACGUGGUGAUAAAGCAGAUGAUCUGUGACUCGGACCCUGAGUUGGGCGGUGCUGUGCAGCUUAUGGGGCUUCUACGCACAUUGAUCGACCCAGAGAACAUGCUGGCCCCCACCAAUAAAACAGAGAAGACUGAGUUCCUCAGCUUCUUCUACAAGUACUGCAUGCAGGUCCUCACAGUCCCUCUAUUGGCCAGCACUGUAGAUGAGAAGAACUGUAAAGAUCUGCAAGAGGGGUCCACCAAGAUCAACCCAGUGUGUCCUGAUAAUUUCCAGACAGCCCAACUCCUGGCUUUGAUACUGGAGCUGCUGACGUUCUGUGUAGAGCACCACACGUACCACAUAAAGACCUACAUUAUGAACAAGGACCUGCUGCGACGAGUUCUGGUGCUAAUGAACUCUAAACACACCUUCCUUGCGCUGUGUGCUCUGCGCUUCAUGAGGAGGAUAAUUGGGCAGAAGGAUGAGUACUACAACCGCUACAUUGUCAAAGGGAACCUGUUUGAGCCAGUCAUCAACACUCUGCUGGACAAUGGAACUAGAUACAACCUCCUAAACUCAGCCAUCAUUGAACUCUUUGAGUUCAUCAAAGUGGAGGAUAUCAAGUCCCUCAUAGCACACAUUAUAGACAACUACUACAAAGCACUUGAAUCCAUUGAAUACGUCCAGACUUUUAAGGGCUUGAAGGGCAGAUAUGAGCAGGAGAAGGACCGACAGACUCUGAGACUCAACAGAUAUCGUAGGGAUGCCCGAACGCUGGACGAGGACGAGGAUGAGGAAAUGUGGUUCAAUGAAGAUGGAGAGGCUAUUGAGAAAAGCAGGCCUGAGGAAGAGUUCCCAGAGAGCUUUGGAAAGUAUAUGGAAGCAAAAAAAGUUAAAGAGAGUGACAACAAAGAGAACUUCCCAAAGCGGACCCCAACUGGCAGCUUUAAGUUUACCUUCUCUCAUUCUGCAGGGGCUGCCAACGGAACCAACGGUGCCAACUGCAAGCCAGCCACCUCUCCCACCUCCGCCGCCAGUCCCAACGGCUCCCCCACCAAGUCGGCAACGCCACCCGCCACCCCGGUAGUCAAGACUGCGAUGGUCGGCCUUGUAGACUACCCUGACGAUGAAGACGAGGAGGACGAAGAUGAAGAGCAGUCCCCACGGAAACGGCCCCGUCUGGGCUCAUAAGCCAGUGAAGUCCCCUGGUCUUGGUCCGCUGUGCCACUGUCAUAGUCCACUGGACAGAGACCACUCCCGCCGUCCUACCCUCCCAGCCUGCUCCUACGCCCCCCUACCUGGCCUGUGGACCAGAGAGGUUGAUCAGUGCCAAGGUUUCCCUGAUGCUCCGGCAGGGACGCAGCACUUCACGCAAACCUCAGCCGCUCUACAAAAGGGGGAGCAGGGGCUAAUGGGAGAGCCAGUCAUGCUAGCAGGACUAGCCGCUUAGUAAUGGAAGCUUGAUUGGCUGACCCCAUAGAACUGUUAAUUUGGGUUGGGUGGAGAGAACUAGGCAAAAUGAGGGUUAACAGAAAAAACUAACCAACAGAAAACAAAGUUGCUUAGUUCUGAGGAGCAGGACUCAACCGUCGAAGCUGGGGCUGCAUUGUCGAGGCUCAUACACACCUACAUCAGCCAGGAGUCCUGUAUUCAUGAGUUUAUUAAAAGUACUGUACAGUUAUUUUUCUUUUUAAUAAUUUGCCCCUUAAGUGAUUUUAAAAGGGUAGAGCUAUACCUGCCAGUGUAUUGCUUUUGCACAAAUGGUGGGAUCACUGUUCACCCUUUUAAUUCAAUUAUAUGAUUCAUUGUAUAAAGCAAGAGUUGCAAUGCUGGUUUUAAAAUAACAUGUAUUAAACGGCAGUAAAGUCAUUUUUGCAGCCCACUGAGAA
Oncorhynchus nerka (sockeye salmon) is the source of this 3464-nucleotide messenger RNA. Its product is annotated as serine/threonine-protein phosphatase 4 regulatory subunit 3-like. The transcript is spliced from 16 exons. Lineage: Eukaryota; Metazoa; Chordata; Actinopteri; Salmoniformes; Salmonidae. The record is from RefSeq and is a predicted model, not a curated record. Bases 349 to 2766 code for a protein of 805 amino acids. Gene Ontology annotation, molecular function: protein phosphatase activator activity. Gene Ontology annotation, cellular component: nucleoplasm; protein phosphatase 4 complex. Gene Ontology annotation, biological process: DNA damage response; protein dephosphorylation.